This is a messenger RNA of Mus caroli (Ryukyu mouse), 1925 nucleotides long. RefSeq names its product COMM domain containing 3 (gene Commd3). NCBI's taxonomy places the organism in Eukaryota, Metazoa, Chordata, Mammalia, Rodentia, Muridae. Gene Ontology annotation, biological process: sodium ion transport. The record is from RefSeq and is a predicted model, not a curated record.
UUCAAAUUCUUUUAAUUAAAAAAAAAUGCCUAAUGUGUCUUACUUACUUCGGGGUUUUCUUAACAAAGAACUAUUCUUGUCCUUCUAAACCAACCUCGUAUUAAAAAAAAAAAAAAAGAAAAGAAAAGAAAAAAAGAAAAAGAAAAGGAGGAAGUUAAACUUUAUACAGGAUUUGUCUUUGAAGUUAUGAGUCGCUAAAGAAGUAAUUAAUUUAUACUAAAGAUCUUGCUAUUCCUAACUGUACUUUAGAUGAGUAUCUCGUAUUUAUUUACGAAGACUCUAUUGAGUAAUUAAAGCCACGGACGUAGUGAGUUUAGGAGCACAGAAUUUAUAUGACAGAGUGCUUUCGGAAGGUAUUUAUUCGCAGCAGCAUAUAAAAAUUUUUAAUAAUCCUGUCAAAUAUGUUAAUGAAUAAUUUAUUAAUCUCCCAAUUGUUAACUACCUGGCGUGCACACACCCGCUCUUUCCGCCUGUGUCCUGCACAUCACGCAGAAAUCUAUUGCCAUGUUCCUGAAGUGACAAAGACAAGGUAAAACUGGUAUAUUUAAGAUGCCCUCAGCCUCACAAAAGGGCAGCGCUGCGGGUCAGGCUGGCGAGUUAACACACGCACUCAGUCUCCCGUUGUCCCGAAGCCCAGCUUCUGGCCACACUCGUGGCGGCGGGAUUCCCGCGCCUCCCUGCACCAGGCCCAGUGGGGACAGAGCUGGUGCGGUCCCAGGUGAGCGCCAAGCGGGUUCAAUGGGCGUCCGCGCUUGCCGCGGCCGAGGCCAGCGACUCCCAGACUGUGGAAGAGGCCGGCGCGUCCCGCCCGAGGCCCGCAGGGCGGCUGAGACGAGAGGCCCAGCCGCCGCCCGAGCUUCACCCGAACCCUCCCGAACCUCCCCGAGGCGCCGCCCGAACCUCUCCGAACCGUCCCGAGCCAUCGCCGAACCUCCCCGAGCCGCCCCGCCGCCGGUGCGCGCGCCCGAUCAGCUGGGCGCGCGUCCCGAGUCACGUGGUGCGCGUGUCGAAGGUCACGGCGCGCUCACAAUGGAGCUCUCGGAGUCUGUGCAGAGAGGCAUCCAGACGCUGGCGGAUCCCGGUUCCUUUGACUCCAACGCCUUCGCGCUUCUCCUCCGGGCGGCUUUCCAGAGCCUGCUGGACGCCCGGGCGGACGAGGCCGCGCUAGAUCACCCAUACUUGAAACAUAUCGACCCAGUGGUUUUAAAGCAUUGUCAUGCAGCAGCUGCAACUUGCAUCCUGGAGGCAGGAAAGCACCAAGUUGACAAGUCUACUCUAAGCACUUAUUUAGAAGACUGUAAAUUUGACCGGGAGCGAAUAGAACUGUUUUGCACCGAGUAUCAGAAUAAUAAGAAUUCUCUAGAAGCCCUACUGGGAAGUAUAGGCAGAUCUCUCCCUCAUAUAACUGAUGUUUCUUGGCGCUUGGAGUACCAGAUAAAGACCAACCAGCUUCAUAAGAUGUACCGACCUGGAUAUUUGGUGACCUUAAAUGUAGAGAACAAUGAUUCCCAGUCCUACCCAGAGAUUAAUUUUAGUUGCAACAUGGAACAGUUACAGGACUUGGUGGGGAAACUUAAGGAUGCUUCAAAAAGCCUGGAAAGAGCAACUCAGUUGUAAUUUGGGGAGGCUGAUGACCCCAGGAACCUAGAGGAAAACCAGACUCGCCGUGUCUCCUGCUGGACCAUCAUUCGCGCGAGCUGGAUGUCAUUUUCAGUGGAAAAAGAGCUAGCUCUCUUUUGAAGUGAUUGAUGCCAACCAUCAAUUUUGACACUUUUUUACACAUGUGAAAUGGUUAAGAGGGAAACUCUUAAGCAUCUGAAUUUUCAGUAUUACUCUUGCAUUCCUUCUAUCUUGGGCGUCUUCAAGCCCUAUUAAAGUAUCGUACCCUGAAUAAAUACGGUGGUAUUCCCACAAGAAGGGCGGCA